Talpa occidentalis (Iberian mole) is the source of this 1452-nucleotide messenger RNA. RefSeq names its product spectrin repeat containing nuclear envelope family member 4 (gene SYNE4). Gene Ontology annotation, biological process: establishment of epithelial cell apical/basal polarity. The record is from RefSeq and is a predicted model, not a curated record. The coding region runs from base 253 to 1422 and encodes 389 amino acids. Gene Ontology annotation, cellular component: nuclear envelope; meiotic nuclear membrane microtubule tethering complex; nuclear outer membrane. The transcript is spliced from 8 exons. NCBI's taxonomy places the organism in Eukaryota, Metazoa, Chordata, Mammalia, Eulipotyphla, Talpidae.
AUGCCUUUAGGUGGGGGUGGGCUGAGUUUGGGAGGUUGAGCUACUGGUACCCCAGGGAGGAAGGAGUUAAAUGGUGCCUCAGUCACCUGAGCAAGGCAUCAAAUUACCUAGGUCAGGUUUCACUGGGAAGGAGGUGGAGCUGAGUCUGCCCUGGGUUCUGACUGUGGGGCCUGCUUGAAUCAGUGGUUCCCCAGAUAGAAAAAGGGCUCUUCCUUGGGAUUUUCACUGAUCUCUGGUCCCGAGCCCCCAGCUAUGGCCCUGUCCCCACCAUGGGACCCUAGAUCAGAGACUCUCAACCAUCCCCCUGGAGCCCCUAGGGAAGUGGACAUUGCUAGGGGCUCCAUCUGUCCGGCAUCUGGAGAGGAGAGAAUCAGGCCAGAACAGACCCAGGAGCGGGGGCCGGACUUCUUGGACCCUCUAGAGCAUUUCCAGGCUAGGCCGAGGGGCACUGAGCCUGCUGCUGGCACCCUCAGAUUGCCAACACCCUCUUCCCAAGAGGACCCAGCUGGGAGCAAACAUAUGGAGCACCCCAUCUCUGGCAGGGAGGUACUGGAGGCUGAACAGGACAGCCUGCACCUCUGCCUUUUGAGAAUGGGCCUCCGGCUGCAGGACCUAGAGCAAGGCCUGGGGCCCUGGGCACCGGCCCAGAGCAGGAUGGUCCAGCUGCAGGCCCUACGGGCAGACCUGCAUGGGGCAGCUGAGCGCAUAGAUGCACUGCUGGCAUUUGGUGAGGGGCUGGCACAGCGGACUGAGCCUCAGGCCCGGGCAUCACUGGAGCAGGUCCUGAAGGCCCUUGGCGCCCACCGAGACAGGAUCUUCUGGCGGCUGUGGCGACUCCAGGCCCAGCUGGUCAGCUACAGCCUGGUCUUCGAGGAGGCCAACACACUGGACCAGGACUUGGAGGCUGAGGGGGACUCGGACGGGCCAGGGCCUGGUGGGGCCUGGGGGCCUUGGCCACCCAGUAGCCACCCCACUCCUGCGGAGUUGGAGUGGGACCCAGCGGGGGACGUUGGGGGCCUCAGGCCUUCAGGGCGAAAGGCAGCCUGGACAACAGGAGCUCCCUGUGAGCUGUGUGGCCACAGGGGCCCCCAGGGCAAGGGUCAAGGCCUUGAGGACACGCCCGUGUCAGGCCUUAGCCAUCGGAAACACUUAGCACGUCAGCACUCCCUGGCCCGAAAGACUCAGGCCAAGAAGAGGCAAGCCUCUCCCAGUCUCCAGGAUGUGAUGCUGGAGGUGGACCCUGGAGCCUCCACUCCUGCAUCUAGGCAGUCCCUGACCUUCUUCCUCAUGCUCCUUCUCUUUCUUCUGGUGGGUGCCACACUGCUGCUGCCCUCAUCAGGGGACCUCUGCUGCUCUCCUACCCAAUUGGCCAGGACACCUUACCUGGUGCUCAGCUAUGUCAAUGGUCCCCCCCCAAUCUGAGUACACAGCCCCACCAUACAUAAUAAAUGG